UGUGUUUCUACACGGCUAUCAUAUUUGCUACCCUUUGGUAUUUAUCAUGGCGAGACAUCUUCGAUUCGUUGCCCGGACAGUGAUGGUUCAAGAUGGCAACGUGGAUGCGGCGUACAAACAUCUCAACAGGGUCCUGACCCAGGAUGGGAUCAUUGAGACGGUGAAGCGCAAGCGCUACUUUGAGAAGCCCUGCAGAGAGCGUCAGCGGAAGAACUACGAGAACUGCAAGCGUAUCUAUGACACGGAAAUGGCCCGGAAAAUUGCUUUCAUCUCCAGGACAAUCAGAACGGAUCCCUGGGUUGGUUCUUAGUGAAAAGGCGACUGAUAAGAAGAUGUUCACGGUGGAAUGGUUGAAAUGGAGUCUGAAAGGUGGAACAAAAAGGAAACUCAGCCCAAUAUUUGUGUCACCAAGUGAAGGGAUAGAAAGAAUGGGAUACGUUGCAUCACAAGGAAAUAUGUUGUCCCGCCUUCUUUGUCAUGACACAAACAUUUGUGUCCUUGGAAAACAGAUUCUUGCAAAUGUUAUGAACGCUGUCUAAUCUGUUGUGUAUAUAAAGCAUUUGGGGUAAAAAUG
Hippocampus comes (tiger tail seahorse) is the source of this 574-nucleotide messenger RNA. Its product is annotated as 28S ribosomal protein S21, mitochondrial-like. Bases 47 to 310 code for a protein of 87 amino acids. The record is from RefSeq and is a predicted model, not a curated record. Gene Ontology annotation, cellular component: ribosome. The transcript has 2 exons. Gene Ontology annotation, biological process: translation. Gene Ontology annotation, molecular function: structural constituent of ribosome. Lineage: Eukaryota; Metazoa; Chordata; Actinopteri; Syngnathiformes; Syngnathidae.